This is a messenger RNA of Scheffersomyces amazonensis, 2079 nucleotides long. RefSeq lists its product as uncharacterized. The transcript has a single exon. Lineage: Eukaryota; Fungi; Ascomycota; Pichiomycetes; Serinales; Debaryomycetaceae. The coding region runs from base 1 to 2079 and encodes 692 amino acids. The record is from RefSeq and is a predicted model, not a curated record.
AUGUCCGGGCUAAUAGAUAGGGUACAGUUGACUAAAUCAGUUAAUUUCUUAAUAAGCAAAUACGAUCAAAAUGAUUUCAAUAUAUUUAAUUCUCAAAAUAUUGAUGAUUUGAACGAUGCUAAAGCUCCAGCCUUACUAGAACAAAUCAAAGAUGAAAAGAGACAAGGUUUUGAAUUGGAGAAGCAGAAGCUUGGGUUUAUGAUGUCGAAUUUCAUUGCAUUUUGUGGAUGGUCAGAUUGUCCCAUCAGAAGAUUAAGUUCAGCCUAUCUUUCUUCGGCACAAUAUUUCAUUGAUUUUCAGUCUCUAUCAGAGGAAGCUCUCAGUCAAAUAGGAAUAAUAAGGGAUACAAUAGUUUCAGAUGGUGCUCAAAAUGUUCCUCUAAUUGAAUAUUUUCAAUCUUGGUUUUAUAUUUCAAAGUUGUUUUUCACUUCAUUACCUUCUUUUAUUCAUGAAGAUGCUCAAUUAUCAAACACCAGGAUCAAUUAUAGCGGAUCUCGGAAAUAUUUUGAAAAGUAUUGCCAAGUUUUUCCAUCCACUUUUCAAUUUCCAGACGGUGAUUUGGAACUAAAAUUAGGUAAAGUCUCAUUAAAUAUUAAUCUUGUAAAGCAAACUCGCUUCUUGUCAAUUGAUACGAUUACAAGACCCCAGAAUGAAGCUCAAUUGGAAUGGUUGUUCCAAUCUUUAUUUAUGCAUAGUAUCUUGAAAAUUUUAUCAACGAAAUUUGGUCCAUCUCGUGUAAUUCAACAAGAUAAUACUAGCGGUAUAGUACGUCCUGAUUUAGGAAUAGAAGUGGUGAAAAAUAAUGAAAAGUUUACCGUACCAAUUGAAAUGAAGUAUAGUGGGUUGAGAAGAGCAGUAGACACAAUUAAGAAUCCGGAUACACCAUUUUUGGGACCAAAUUCAUUUAGAGAGCUUUUCAAUCAAAGUAUAUAUCAGAUCUUAAGUUAUAAUUCUGAACUAGGAUUCAUUCUUGACAGGUCUUCAAUAAUCAUUAUUAGAAUUAAACUGCCAGCGGUUAUAAGUCAAAUGGUGAAUCAAAGUGAUGGUACAAUUAUAAGAAUCAUUGACUGUGAAGUGCUGUGUUUAGAGCAUAGUACUAAUGGCAAUAAUUUAGUAACAAUCUUAAUUAGUUAUUUAUUGGAUUAUUUUACUGACAUCGAUAGUGACCGUACUAACAAAGUGAAAGAAUUAUUUAAAUAUUUUGAGUUAACUGAAACUCAAGAACGCCAAAUGUUGUUAAAUAGGUCGGAAUUUAUUCAUAAUCAAUGGUCGAAUAGGUUCUCAGAUUAUAGUUUAGUAAACAAUUCUUUCGUGCAUACUAAAUAUCCAGAUAUUCAGAUUCCUCGUGAUAUUUUUGAAAUCAAGAAUCUAAUUAGAGGUUGGAACACAAGAAAUGAGAAUGAAUUUAAAAUUGGAGACAAUUUAAGGAAAGAAGACCCACUUGAGAAACACUUUUCUAAAGUUUUUCUAUGCAACGUUGUCAGUACAAAGAGACAACUUGUCUUAAAAGUUUACGACCCUCUUUCGGCACCAAUACUAAAUAAUGUUUCAGGCUUAUCGGAUGUAUUAUUUCACCAAGUGUUCAAUUAUAUACUUGAAAUGUUUUUUUCAGAAAUCAAAGCCUAUCUAAGGAUCAGAGGUGAACCGAGAGGAUUAGGUGAAGAUCCACCAGACAGUUUUGGUGGUACAUCUGGAAGGCUAUUAGUGAGACAAGCACAAAUUGUUAAUUAUUUGCCUUAUUUAUAUGAGUUUGGGUUUUAUACGGGAAAAUCAUUUAGCGGCUUUUAUUUAAUAGAGGAAUAUAUUAAAGAUGACAAAUUAAACUGCAAUUUUGAGACGUUAUGCAUGUUGGCAAGGGUUGCUUUAUCAACAAUCCAUUCCCUAGGCUUAAUUCAUGGUGAUAUUCACCAAUAUAAUAUUAUAUAUGAUAGUACAAGACAGAGGGUAUUUUUAAUAGAUUUUGGUAAAUCGACCUUUACUAACUUCCAACUGAGUGUGAAAAGCAAAGAAUCUGAUCGUCAGGCGUUGGAAAUUGCAUUAAUGGAUAUAAGGCAUGCUAGAAAUAUUGCAAAUAAUUGA